This is a messenger RNA of Schistosoma rodhaini, 5097 nucleotides long. The record is from the annotation of a GenBank genome assembly. NCBI's taxonomy places the organism in Eukaryota, Metazoa, Platyhelminthes, Trematoda, Strigeidida, Schistosomatidae.
CACGGUUAUAAAAAUCCAAGAUUUAAAAAAACUCAGUGCAUUCGUUGUCAAUGGAUUAAAUUCGAUUUAUUCUAUAAGCGUUUAUAUGCUAUGUCUUUCAUUAUGAUGACUGACCUUAAAUUCAGUGUGAAAAAUGCUUCUAAACAAAAUUCUACUUAAUCUUCACUAGAAUACUAAAACAUGUAUCAUAAGAAUAAUCCAUCAUGUUUCUUUUUUGAUCAAAUUAAACUAAUAAGGCGGGAAAUUAGUGAAUAUAAAAAAUCUUCGAUGUAUGACACUAGCACUAUUCAAUUACAUUCAGAAAAUGCCGAGUUAGUAAAUAAUAAUGUAAAUGACCAGUUGUCAAAUGAUACAAUGUAUAAUUCUAGUUCCACAAAGAAUACUACUCGUUCUAUAACAUUAACAGCUACAGAAGAAAAAAUGACGAAUCCGAAAGGACAAUUAAUAAAUAAAGAAUCAAAUUUAAAACAAUUGGAUUAUUAUUCGUGGGUUGAAAUGAGUGAACAAAUUGUAAAAGAUAUUCUAAUUUUUUUACAUCAACAAAAUGUAAAAGAAAUUAAACAUCCUAGGAUACUAGAUUAUCGUUUGGAUGAAACAUGGGAUGAAUUGAUUUCUAUGGUGGAUUCCAAUUCAAGAGAUUGGCAAUUACCUGCAAUAAAAAAUGCAUACAAUAUAUGGAUUCAAGAAAAUCCUCCUGAAGUUGAUGCAUAUGGAAUGAAAUAUGAAUCAGUGAAAAAAACAAACUCAUCAUAUGGUCUUGAAAUUGCUGGUGCGUAUACACCGACACCACGAAGCUCAGUAUUUCGUAAACAAUCAAUUAAACCAAGCCUUACAAAUAAUGAGAGCAUGAGUAUUCACGUAAAAACACCAACUGAAAGAAAUUCAAAUGAUAUGCAACACACUUCUGAGAGAGCUUCUAACGUAAUAAGGAUCAAAAGAGAUAAUUCCCCACCAAAAAUUUUAGUGAGUAAUUCUCCUUCAGAAUCUUCAAGAUCAACACAAAAAUUAGAUAGUCUGAAAGAUUCUCUGAAACAUUCUUUACCUUUUUCUCCCGAUAAAGAAAAUGAAUCAAUUUCAGCAACGGGGAAAGAAUCGAAAAUUACUGUUCUUCCCACAAAUCGUCUAAAUAUUCCUAGUAAACAUAUUCUGUCUACAGGUGGAGACCGAAGAAUUGACAGUAGAAAUAAUGGAUCAUUUACUCUACAGUUUAUUAUGAGUUCACCAGAAAGUGUGCAAAAGGGAUGGAUAAAUGAAAAUAUAUUAAUUAGUUUUAUGGACACAAUAGAAUGGGUGUGUUCACGAUUGACAAUCGCUCUGAAGAAAAAUGAAGUGUCUUAUAAUUAUGAAAACUUACAGUUUCCUCGUUAUUGUGAACCACAGUACAUCCUUUAUUCAAGCUUGUUAAACCUCAAAGAAUUUAAUUUUAUGCCAAGAAAUCCUUUAGUUAAUCGUAAAAUGAAUUCCUAUACACAAAUGAAUUACAAUGACAAAGAUUUUAAUGAUGUCGACUACAAUGUAAUUCAAGACACCACUAACAAUAACAUGUCAGUAGAUAAAAAAUUUUCUGAUAAUAAGAUCACUCUCUUGUUUAAAGUUGGUUUUAAUAGAGUUAAAAAAAUUAGAAUGCCAAUUAUGAAAUUAUAUCAAAUAACAUCAGCUACUUCAGUGCCAAGUUCUGCUUUAAUACAGUUUUAUAAAAAUGAUUUAUUCAAUAAAAUUGAACAUGAUUUAAUGGACAAUAUCUUAUUGUCAACAAUCACAAAUUUAAGCAUUACCAAACGAAUAGAAUCAAUCCCAUCACAAAUUACUCUGUAUACAAAUAAAAGUGAAAAAGUUGAUAAAUCGUCUAAUAUUUUAUUAAAAUUAUACUUAGAAAAGUUGGCAAAUGUUAUACAGUCACAGAAGGAUUUAAUGAAAACUAAUCAAUGUACCAAACAUGAACAAUCUUAUCCAUGGAUCUCAUAUUCUACAGAUGGUACAUUAACAGUUCGGUAUCCUUGUGGUUCACCAGCUAUUAUAUGGUCAUCAAGUCCCUUAAUUUAUCACAAACCAUGUGAAAAUCUUGAUAAUUCUGAUUCAUCAUCAGUAAAUAAAGGGAAAGUAAAUAAAGCAAAUAAACCUAAACAAUUUCUUCAAAGUCCAUCUAUACCUUUACAAAAAUCUACCACAAACGUUACUAUCGCUACUACUUCUACUACAAUCAAUAGUAGUAGUGGUAUACCAAUGUUAGGAACACAGAAUGUUCAACACCGAACAGGAUUUUAUUUAUCGAUUUUUGGUAUUCCUCUAGUGUUAUCGUAUAAGUCAGAAGUGGAUACGGACAUUGGUAAAAUUGAUAACAUAUAUAAUUCACACUUUUCUAAAUCAUCAUCAACAACAGAUAAUGAAAUAUCGAGAAACAAUAAAAAAGAUAAUAGUUUCAGUACCGAAUUAAUCCAGAAGUCUAGAAACACUGCUAGAAAACUAGAUUCUGUUAGAGAAAAUAUAUCUAGUAGUUGUAGUAUGAACAGUGGCAGUAAUUAUUCGGAAUUUUAUCCUGAACAAACUAAAGUCGAUGACAAUUUACAAAAUGAAGAUGUUGAUGAUAAAAAAUUUAAUAUAGGUCCAUUGAUUGCACAUUUUACACCAUCUGGAGAUGGUAUUGUAUAUUAUCCUCAUAAUAUUAAUAGUAAUAAUACUACAAUAUUUAGUAGCACUGACCACAUAAAUAACCUUCAACCAGCUAACAUUCACGCUAUCUUUACAAAAGAAUAUUGUUAUAUGUUUAAAAAUUCUAAUGGAGAAUUAGAAUAUGAAUUUCCAUCUUUCACAGAAAAAAGUCUACAUGACCCAACAAUAAGAUAUCCAGUUACAUUGGAUAUAAAUUUAAACCGUUACAUUAGAUUAGUUCGUACAAACUCUCAUGAUUUGACAAUAAUAUUUAAGACAGAAGAAGAUGUGCUACUUACUAUUGACUGUUUUCAAAACCUCUACUCAAAUGAUAGUGGUGAAUGUGAUACAUAUGAUCACCCAAUGAAUUUCGAGGAUAAAUCAAAACAACUCAAACAGCAGUUUGUUUUAUCUAAAUUACCAUUUUUGAGUUCAAUCGUCGAUAAUACAAAUCAAAACAAACAACUUUUAAUGAGCAGAAAACGGAAAGAAGAGAGUUUACAAAAGUUAUUUAAAAAUAUUCCACCAAAUGAUGAUUUACAGUCACUUUCAAGGCAUCUCACUGAGUCAAUGAAACAAAUAAGCUUUCUUUGUAACCAAUGGCUGGAAAUAAUGCGCCACUGUCUAGGUCUUCAGAGACAACGUACUCCAUCACCACGAAGUGCACACCAGUUACUUCGAUACAGAAGUCUUGACUAUAUGACAAAAGGAUAUGGAACAUUUACAAAUGUAUCAACUGCUAACCGAGCAAGUGAUUAUAAUUCAUCGGUUCACUCUGAUAAACUUAUUUGUAACUCAUUCGAACAAAAAUCGAUAAGAUUAUCGAAGUCCACUUCAGAAAGGAAUAUCAGCAAAACAUCUUUUAAAAAAGAAUAUCUGGAUACAUUCUUUACAAACGACAAGAAUAAGGCACCACUGAUCAUAGGAAAUGACAAAUCUUCUGAAGCAAUACUUAUGAAUGAAAACUUUACGAGUUCCCUAAAUACUGAAAACAAUCAAAAAAUGAUGAUGGGAAAACAUUAUUCAAUUGUUAAUGCAGCAGAUAUUUUUCCAGUUGCAUGUCCAAUAUUACUUCGAUUAUGGUUGAAUGAAAUAAAACACCACAAAUAUUUUAAACAUUUAAACAAACUUAGACAAUUAGAUGAGACUACAUUACAACACAGUGUUGAACUAAACCAUGAUGAAAAUGAAUCAUUAGAAAAAGCUUUUAUAGACAUUUUAAUUAAUCCAUCGAAAUUCGACAAUCAGCUUAUGUCGACUUUGAGUACGUUAUCAAAUAAAGGUUGUCGAUGCAGUCGUCAUACACCACCGGCUAUCACUGACUUAGAAUUUGAUAUAUUCUUGAAUAAAUUGAUGCAAUCAUAUCAGGCUGCAGUGAUUAUCGUUUACGAUUCCAGGUUGCCAGAUGGGAUUCAUAUUGGUACAUGUGAUCUUCUUUGCCAGUUAUACACAAAACAACAAAACACAUUACCAACAUGUAAUCGUACUAUGGACGAUAAGAUUCAUAUUGUGACUGCAACUGAACAUUUCUCAGAAAGAUUAUACGAUAAAUACAAAAUUGCAGGUACUGGAGCAUGUGCAUCAAUAUCCACGAGAAUGGCAAACUAUAGAUUCUUUAUUUAUGAUAUAGGGCAAAAUUUAAAUAAUAAUGUAAACAACUCUCAGGAAUGCCCAUUAUUACUAAAAAGGUAUAAUGGACGACCAAAACCGGGUGACUGUUUAAUUUUUAUUCAGGGAAAACUAUGUUUUAUUGGGUCGUCUUUCACAGGCUAUGAAGAGUUACCAUGGUCAAAACAACAGUUGGAUAAAAAGGUGGUCCAGUGCAGAAACCAAUUAAUUAAACAAGGGUUUUCAAUACCUACUGAUUUCCAAUUUGUUUAAUAAGGAAUUUUUUUAUAAUUGUGAUUUCAAUUAAAUGAUAAUAAGACCUUGAAAUUAGGUUUUAUUGUAGUUUCAUUCAAUUUAUAGACCAUCAAAAUUGUGGGACAGAUAUAUCAUCAUAGCAUAGCAACACUACUACUAAAACAAAUAGUGUAGAAUUUAUAUGAAGAUAAUCAGUGGAUAAAGUCAAUAAUAUGUACUUUCACUAUACUGUAGUAUUUCAACGUCACGAGAAAAAGCUUCAUAGGUAGGGUCUAACAUGUUGUGUACACAACAUGUUAUUGAGAAUCAGGUGUAUCAAUAAUUUAUUAUGUAGGCUAUGUUCAAAUAACUUGGAAUAUCAUGUCAAGGAAACAAUUUGUACUUUCCAAUUUAAUAAUAACAUGGUAUGCUUAAACAAACUAUAAAAGAUACAUGUUACACUGUUAAAUUAAACUAACACAUCAAUUCUUUCCAAAUCUUGGGAAAAAAGAACAGAUACUCUGAACAUGACAACAUUUAGUAUUGUUUGUUUGAAUCUUCCCAUCGAUGUGUUAGGACUGCAACUGGUCAGUCUUUAACUGGCAU